Oncorhynchus gorbuscha (pink salmon) is the source of this 6671-nucleotide messenger RNA. RefSeq names its product extended synaptotagmin-1-like. Gene Ontology annotation, biological process: lipid transport. Gene Ontology annotation, molecular function: lipid binding. Bases 114 to 5678 code for a protein of 1854 amino acids. The record is from RefSeq and is a predicted model, not a curated record. The transcript has 52 exons. Lineage: Eukaryota; Metazoa; Chordata; Actinopteri; Salmoniformes; Salmonidae.
UAGAUUCUAGAACAGUUGUACAAUAGAUAGUCUCUGUUGGAAAGGAAGUAAUGAAGAACUUGCACUAGCUAGACUACUUUUUCUGUGAGAAUCUUGAUAUUAAAAAAAUCACGAUGCAAAAUCCGGACUCGGGACAGGGAGAAUCCACCAAGAAUGCAUCUGGGUCGGUCCAUUCCGAUAAUAAUGCACCGAAUAGCGGAGAAAUUAAGCCACCGGGUUUUGACGCUGUAUCGGUUCUUUGGACAUUUGGCAAGUGCCUAGGUGCCUUGCUGCCCGUGUACCUUGCAGGAUACUACCGGGUUAGCGCCAGUUUUUUGGUUUUCGGGCUUAUGGUCUACACGGGAUGGAGGCACUCGCGCGAGGCAAAAGAAGCUCGUCUGCGGUCCGCCAUUCACCACUAUGACAACGAGAAACAAUAUACAUCCAUGAAACAUUUCAGAAGUAAAAAGGAUCUCCCUGCUUGGGUCAACUUCCCAGAUGUGGAGAAGGUGGAGUGGCUCAAUAAGAUUCUGCAGCAGGUGUGGCCGUUUGUGGGUCAGUAUCUGGAAAAGUUGCUGGUGGAGACCAUCGCUCCCUCCAUCCGUUCCUCCAGCACUCACCUCCAGACCCUCACCUUCACCAAGGUGGACUUUGGGGACAAGGCCAUGAAGGUUGUGGGUGUGAAAGCACACACAGAGAAUGAGAGGGGACAAGUUCUGCUGGACGUGUACAUCAGCUAUGUUGGAAACGUUGAGAUUAAUGUGGAGGUGAAGAGGUAUUUCUGCAAAGCAGGAGUCAAGGGAAUACAGCUGCACGGGAUGAUGAGGGUGAUUCUAGAGCCUCUGAUUGGAGAUGUCCCCAUCGUGGGCGCGGUCACCAUGUUCUUCAUCCGCAGGCCGAAACUGGACAUCAACUGGACUGGAUUGACCAACUUACUGGACAUCCCUGGCCUGAACAUCAUGUCUGACACUAUGAUAAUGGACGCCAUCGCCUCCUUCCUGGUUCUGCCCAACCGUCUGACUGUUCCCCUGGUAGCAGACCUGCACGUUGCCCAGCUACGCUCUCCUCUGCCCAGGGGUGUGGUACGUAUCCACCUCUUGGAGGCUGAUGACCUGCCAGCUAAGGACAACUACAUGAAGGGAGUGAUAGCGGGGUUGUCUGACCCGUAUGCUCUGUGUAGGGUGGGAACUCAGACUUUCACCUCCCACGUUGUGGACAACACUGUCUGUCCCAAGUGGGGAGAGAUGUAUGAGGUCAUAGUCCAUGAAGUACCAGGUCAGGAGCUGGAGGUGGAGGUUUAUGACAAAGACCCAGACAAUGAUGACUUUCUGGGGAGAACCAAGAUAGAUUUGGGUAUCGUGAAGAAGUCCAAAAUUGUUGAUGAAUGGUUCACUCUGAAAGAAACCAAGUCAGGACGUGUCCAUUUCAGACUGGAGUGGUUGGUCUUGUUGCCCAAUACGGAGCGACUGGAACAGGUUCUUCAGAGGAACGAGAGCAUGACGGUGUCCAGUAAGACCUCUGACCCCCCCUCGGCAGCUAUCUUGGCAGUGUAUCUGGACAAGGCUGAAGCCCUUCCUAUGAAGAAGGGCAAUAAAGAACCUAGUCCCAUGGUCCAGUUGUCUGUACAGGACACCACUCGAGAGAGCAGGACCUGUUGGACGACCAUCAACCCAAAAUGGGAGGAUGCCUUCACCUUCUUUAUCCCAGAUCCACACAAGCAGUCAAUAGACAUUCAGGUGAAGGACAAUGACCGGAUACAGACUCUAGGUAGUCUGUCCAUCCCUCUGUCCCGCCUGCUGUCGGGCCCCAACCUGUCUCUGGACCAGUGGUUCCAGCUAGACAAAUCUGGCCCUGCCAGCCGCAUCUACAUCAACACUGUACUCAGGGUGUUAUGGUUAGAUGAGGAAAACAUCCCCACUUGCUCUACAGAAGCAGCCAAACUAGCAGCAGGUCUCUCAAAGAUACGCCCCCAACAGACCUCCCCAGACCCCAGCUUUGCCACAGAGGGGGUGCUGAGAAUCCACCUUCUGGAGGGCCAAAAUCUGGUCCCCAAGGACAACAUGAUGGGGGGCAUGGUGAAGGGCAAGAGUGACCCCUAUGUCAAGAUCAACAUUGGGGGUGAGACCUUUGAAAGCCGAGUCAUCAAUAGGAACCUCAACCCCACCUGGAACGAGAUGUAUGAGGUGGUUCUGACCACACUGCCUGGCCAGGAGCUGCAUGUAGAGCUGUUUGAUAAGGACAUGGACAUGAAGGAUGACUUCAUGGGAAGGUUGAAGAUCAGUCUGAAGGAUAUCAUCACCUCUCAAUACAUGGACCAGUGGUACACUCUGAAUGAUGUGAAGUCAGGUCGCCUUCACCUGGUACUGGAGUGGGUACCAACAGUAUCACAACUAGACAGACUGGAUCAGGUGUUCCAGUUUCAGUCCAGGCAGUCUUACCACAACAAAGCCUUUCCAUCCAUGGCUCUACUGUUUGUGUUUGUGGAGAGGGCUGACGGCCUACCUCUGAAGAAAAGUGGGAAGGAGCCAAAAGUGGGAGCUGAACUUGUUGUGGGGGGGACCUCCCAUAAAACGACGGUGUGUGAUCGCACCAUCUCACCCCAGUGGGACGAGGCUUUUUACUUCCUGGUUCAUGACCCUAGAGAGGAGAUCCUCAUAGUGAAGUUGUCUCACAGUUGGACCUUGCCUAUUGGUUCUCUGGUGGUACCAGUCAGAAAGCUGCUGUCAGAACCAGAUCUGGUCCUGGAUCAGUGGCUGAAUCUGGAUGGAGCCUCCCCUGAUAGUCAGAUUCUACUGAGGGCUGAACUGAAGGUGCUGUGUCCCAAGAAGUGUGAGAUUGAUGUGGAGAGGGCAGAUCAACCCAGAGCUCGAGCCGCAUCUACUGCUGAACAGAUACUGGAGAGAGACACAGUGCAGCAGAGGUGUAUUUCAGUGGACACUCCCAGUGCUCCAUCCCCCAGCCCUUCCUCUAUCCCAGCACCUGUACCAGAGCCAGAGGAGUCUAAGAGGGUAACAGUUACUGAGAUGGUACCUGAGGAGGUCACUGAGGAACCCUGUCUUCCUGGAACACUCCCAACACACACCAACCCUGAGCCCAGCUUUGGCUCUGAGGGGGUGCUGAGAAUCCACCUACUGGAGGCCCAGAAUCUAAUCGCCAAGGACAAUCUGAUGGGGGGCCUGAAGAAGGGCAAGAGUGACCCGUACGUCAAGAUCAACAUCGGAGGGGUCAAGUUUAAGAGUCAUGUGAUCAAGGAGAACCUCAACCCCACCUGGAACGAGAUGUAUGAGACGGUGAUGACCCCACAGUCAGAUCAGGAGGUCCAGGUAGAGCUGUAUGAUAAAGACAUGGACAAGGAUGACUUCCUGGGCAGGUGUAACAUCAGUAUGAGAGACAUCAUACACUCCCAGUAUACAGACCAGUGGUACACUCUGAAUGAUGUGAAGUCAGGUCGUCUUCACCUGGUACUGGAGUGGGUACCAACAGUAUCACAACCAGACAGACUGGAUCAGGUGUUGCAGCUGCAGUCUCUCCAGUCCUACCAGAACAAGGCUGUUCCCUCUGCUGCUCUGCUCUUCGUCUACAUGGACAGAGCCCACUCACUGCCUUUGAAGAAAAGUGGGAAGGAGCCAAAUGCUGGAGCUGAGCUUGUUCUGGGAGAGACAACCUACAGAACCAAGGUGUGUGAUCAUACCAAUUCCCCCCAAUGGGAAGAGGCUUUCUACUUCCUGGUUCGCGACCCCAGAGAGGAGAUUCUCAUAGUGAAACUCUCCAGUGCUUGGGAUCAGGCGAUGGGUUCUCUGGUGGUACCAGUCAGAGAGCUGCUGUCAGAACCAGAUCUGGUCCUGGAUCAGUGGCUGAGUCUGGAUGGAGCCUCACCUGACAGUCAGAUUCUACUGAGGGCUGAACUGAAGAUCCUGAACUCGAAGAUGACUGAGGGUGUUCGGGUACCACAAGGCUCUGUCUCAGGUCCAGAAACUAUUACUAGUUGGAGUUACAGUGAGGAGGAAGAACCAAUCACUAUUGAGCAGCCAGUUACUGCGACCAUUGAGGAGGACCAAGACAGUGAGGUGCCCUCUGAGGAAUCUGUUGCAGUCUCUAGCCAACCCUCUAUCUCUGAACCUAAGGAAGCAGAGGUUGUCUUUGAGGUCCCUAAAGAAGACCCCAGCCCUCCUGAGACAGUCCACACCCCUGACCCCAGCUUUGAAACUGAGCAGAAAGAGGAGCCAGAAGAACCUAUCACCGUCACCCAACUGUCAGUCACAGCAGACACUGAGGAGCUCCAACCCUGGCAGGGACCAACGGCAGGAUCUGUUACAGAGGACAUUGCCAGAGCUACAGUGUCUAGCCUUCCUUCUGUGUCUGUACCUGAGGAAGCUGAGGUCAUGCCUGAUGUCAUCCCUGAAACACGCCCUCCUCACACUACCCCUCACCCAAGUUUUGGCACUGAGGGGGUGCUGAGAAUCCAUGUACUGGAGGCCCAGGAACUGGUUGCCAUGGAUAAGCUGAUGGGGGGCCUGAAGAAGGGCAAGAGUGACCCCUAUGUCAAGAUCAACAUCGGAGUGGUCAAGUUUAAGAGUCAUGUGAUCAAGGAGAACCUUAACCCCACCUGGAACGAGAUGUUUGAGACGGUGCUGAACCCCCAGGCUGGUCAGGAGGUCCAGGUAGAGCUGUAUGAUAAAGACAUGGAUGCAGAUGACUUCCUGGGAAGGUUUAUGAUGAGGCUGAGUGAUGUCAUCAGCUCCCAGUACACAGACCAGUGGUACACUCUGAAUGAUGUGAAGUCAGGUCGUCUUCACCUGGUACUGGAGUGGGUACCAACAGUAUCACAACCAGACAGACUGGAUCAGGUGCUGCAGCUACAGUCUCUCCAGUCCUACCAGAACAAGGCUGUUCCCUCUGCUGCUCUGCUCUUCGUCUACAUGGACAGAGCCCACUCACUGCCUAUGAAGAAGAGUGGGAAGGAGCCAAAGGCUGGAGCUGAGCUUGUUCUGGGAGAGACAACAUAUAGAACAAAGGUGUGUGAUCGCACCAACUCCCCCCAGUGGGAUGAGGCUUUCUACUUUCUGGUUCGUGAUCCCAAAGAAGAGAUGCUCAUAGUGAAGCUCUCCAGUGCUUGGGAUCAGGCGAUGGGUUCUCUGGUGGUACCAGUCAGAGAGCUGCUGUCACAACCAGAUCUGGUCCUGGAUCAGUGGCUGAAUCUGGAUGGAGCCUCACCUGACAGUCAGAUUCUACUGAGGGCUGAACUCAAGAUUCUGGAAUCUAAAAUGGUGGACCUGAUAGGUCAUGGAAUUCUUCCGUGUGCUGCAGGGAACUGUGGGCAGGUGAAGCUGUCUCUCUCCUAUGCCUCAAAGAAGAAGAAACUGACCAUCACAGUCCACGCCUGCAGGGAUCUGGAGUCGCCCAGUAAAGAAGGUCUAGACACCUACGUCUCCCUCAUGCUGCUGCCCGACAAAAACAAGGCCACCAAGAGGAAGACAAGCAUCAAGAAGAGAGACCUCAACCCAGAAUAUAACGAAAGGUUUGAGUUUGAGCUGUCUGUGGAGGAGGCCAGGCGCAGGCAUCUGAGUGUGUCAGUGAAGAACAGCAAAGCCUCCUUCAGGAGCAGCGAUCUCAUUGGACAGGUGCAGAUAGAGCUGGCUCAGAUUGACCUGGCCUCAGGGGUUACAGAAUGGUUUGACUUGAAACAUGAAGCUGAAUAGUGGAUCUGUCAUACCACAGGGUUAAAGUUCACCUGUACAGCCUAACUCACGCCGAUGCCUUCCCCCACCUACCACUGCUGCAGCCUUCCCUGUCCUAUCACCUGUUAAUGUCGAUCUCUAAAUAUCCACAUAUCAAUAUUAUCACUAAAGACAGGGCUCAAUAGGUCAGAACCUGGAUUGAACCAGGAGAAAUUCUGUAUUAUAUAGUUUCAUCUGAAAUUUAUACCUAGUAUUAAUAGUUAAGGUCAAAAUGUGUACAUACUUCUGAAAAGGUUGAAGGUUAUACCUGCAUACUUUAAGAACUGAUGAGGGUUAUAUCCGUUUAUUAAGGUUACUUUUGAAGUCUACAUUAAUAACUUGUUAGGGAUAUUUGAAGAUCAUAUGAAGGUUAUGUACGUUAAAGGUUAAUGUACUAAUGAACGAUAGCUACAUGCAUUUAUCUUGCUAAAGUAAUAUCAGUAAGGAAGGAGUUAAUAUUAUCAAGGUAAAGAGACUCUUGCCUGAUCCAGGAAGUGAAUAGGGACCAGCAUGCGUUGUCAGUAUACGGUAUCAGAUUGGUAUUAUCAAAUAACUUGUAAGCAAAGUAACAAUACAUUUGAAAGAUAUCAGCAAAUUCCAUUAUAUUAUGGAAUGAUGUUUGCUGUGGAAAAUGGUUAAGCAUGUUAAUACUAAUAGAAGGAUAAUGAGGAAGUAAAAUGUUAAGUAUAGUAUGAGUCCUUGCGGAUUGAGAGAGAAAAAUCAGGUCCGGGACAAGGUCCGGUGAACAGUACACUUUAACCCAAAUAUUUUACUCAGUGUCUAGUCAGGAACCUCCCUUAUUAAAAGAGCAUUGAUUUUACUUUGCCUUAUGUUAUCACAGAGACUUAUAUAGUAUAUACUGUACCAAUGGGGCGGCAGGGUAGCCUAGUGGUUAGAGCGUUGGACUAGUAUCCGAAAGGCUGCAAGUUCAAAUUCCCGAGCUGACUAGGUACAAAUCUGUCAUUCUGCCCCUGA